Messenger RNA from Clupea harengus (Atlantic herring), 3551 nucleotides. RefSeq lists its product as uncharacterized. Lineage: Eukaryota; Metazoa; Chordata; Actinopteri; Clupeiformes; Clupeidae. The record is from RefSeq and is a predicted model, not a curated record.
ACAGGGGGAGGAGGCGGAGGCGGGAGGCCAUUUUAUUCCACGAAAUUGAACAUAUUUCACACAAGAGGAGAAGUGUUUUUACCAUGUCCCAAUAAGUGUGCGCAUAUUGUAACAUGGGCGCUCAUGAUACAUUGAUGCACUAAUAAUUCUUCUGAAGCAGGCUAAUACACCACAAAAAAAUGAAGAAAGGAUUUUUGAGUCGAAAGAGUCCAUCCCUCUUCGACUCCAACGCCGGCCAAAUGAAGGACGGGGGAAUGGAACAUUUGGAGUUGGUCUUAGACUCUUCUGCAAUUCCAGAAUCAGGCACAGCUAAAGUGCGAUCUAGACCCACAGUAAAUUACUUGAACGCACACACGUUCUCAGACACCGCGCAAGGCUUUGCUGUUCCAACUCCAAAAGUGCCUCUCCUUCCUUUCCUGAACGGGCCAAAGACAAAUGGAACAGGAAGCACCCAGCAACUUCACAAUGGUGGAUUGAUUGUUGUUCCUGACGAUGAAGGUGAAAUACUUAUCCCUCCACCGCCGUCAGUGGCACCUCCACCACCUCCACCCCAAUUUAUCCCACCUUCACCAAAGUUUGUCUCUGCCCCACUUGUAUUCGGAGACUUUGAGGUCCCACCAGAACUGGCUUCACUCCAACCUCCACCCAUGCCUGCUCCCAAACCUCCAACAGUUGCACAAUCCCAGGACAUUGACCUUACUUCUCUGAAGCCCCCACCAAUGCCCCCUCCAAAGCCCCCCUCUGACACAUCCAGUACUAACAGCGUCAAAGCUUCCUUGCCCAUCUCCACACCUCUGAAUCAUCCUCCAGUUGUUCCUGACUGCCCAAAAUUCACUCCACCUCCACCACCAGUGGUAAAACAACAGCCUUCCGGGCCCCAAAAGGCACCCCCGCCAAAGCCUGUCCGGAUGUCCUCCAUGGCAAACAUUGAUAGUGCUACUGCUGUGCCUUCAAGCUUCAAUCCUCAGAACACAGCCAAGGUCUACAGCAUACCCAAGACCACUCUCCUGAGUGGAGGCAUUGACAGAGAUGUGAGACCCAAGUCAAUCCUCCUUCUGGAGGAUUCGUCAGGUGACUCCUUCCGGGUCCAUGUCAAUGGCUCCACCACGGCAAGCCCAGCUCAGACACCACUGCCUCCAGCUAAGCCAGCUCGCAGGGGAAGCUCCAACACUCUGGAUAAGGAUCUGAAGGACCUCAAAGAUAAUAUGACCGCCACCUUACCAGGCCAACCUAACGCUGUGUCUUCCAGCGCACCAAAAACUCAAACACCUCCAAAUCCCAUUUCAACCCCUCCAAAUCCGGCAGCGACACCUCCUAAAGUUUCCCCAAAAUUACAAAAAGUGCCAGCUGCCCCUGCCCCACAAGAAACAAGCCAGACAAAGGUACUGGGGGGUUCUCAAGGAAAACCCCACCAGUACAGCCCUUUACUCACCCGCAAAUUACACAACCUCAAAGCAAACGAGAGUUCAGGGACAAGGGAAGGUGUUGCUUCCCCCUUGGCCCUACUGAUGGCUGCUAAGGAACGAGAUCGGCAACGCUCAUCUUUGUCCCGUGAGAAUAGCACCAAGAGCAGCCGAUCUGUUGAGCUUCCUGUCAGGGCAACUAUUCAGCCCAGCGAAUUGAAACCCAACUCUUUCACAGUAAUCCCCAAGACCUCCUCAUCCUCGUCACUAACGUCACAAGAGAGACUUCCUGUGGAGAAACCUGAUCUCUCUGUUCAGCCAGCAGUUGCUGUAAAGCCUCAAGCUCCAGCCCAGGUCACCCCAUUACAGGAGAGAACCCUGGUUGCUAAGCAAGAACCAAAGCUCCCUGUACCCUCCACAGCACCAUCCUCUUCCCCUAUUAAUGUUAAAAAGAAAGUUCUAGAAAAUCAGGUUAACAACCCAGCUCCAGCCUUAUCCUGUGCUCGUGAUCAGGAAAAAGGAGAGGACUUGAGCAUUCCUUUUAUUCCUCCCCCUCCAGAGUUUGCCAACUCAGAUCCCGAGGAUGGGGAGGGCCCCCCUAGCACACCUCCUCCCGAUCCUCCCUCAAAGGCAACAAUACCACCACCACCUCCUGCAAAGGGCCCACCUGUCAGUCCUUUGCCCAUCACAAAGGGACCUCACACUGCCCAAAAACCAAAGCCGCCAACCGCACCCCAGCUUCCACCAUCGCCAGGUGAACUGAAAGCCAAAAUAGCUCAGCAGACCAAGCCGAAGCUUCCCCAAAAUCUUCCCCCAGCGCCUACGUCUGCCAACCAGGCUACUCUUCUUAGUAUCCUGCAGAAGAAAAUGCUGGAGAUGGAUCCAAAAUUGUCAGUUCCAGUCAAGGAGACAGACAACAAUACAGAUGAAUGGGGCACCAUGCCGCCUGAUGAAGGGGUCAUCCCAGUCCCACCUAAGACUUCUCCCAAAGCUAAGGGCGCCACACUUCCAGCACAGAGUCGAGGUCUGGAUAUGCGGGAGCUUGAGACCAGAGUGGCCCAGAAGAAGGCAGAAAAUGUAGCUGCAUUAUCAAAAACAGCAACAAGUAAUGGACCAUCCAAGCAGCCUUACGGUAUGACGUUCACAAUACGGCCUGGGACAAAACAACCAAUUACUCCCAUCAGUAAAAUUGAUUCAUGAAGUCCAUUUUCACCACCAAGACUGCUUUUGAAGUACAAAACCUCAGAUACGAGACACACUAGUGCCUUUAUAAUGCUGAGCAUGGGCAACCAUGAGCACUUUCCUCUUUUCAUUUUGACAUGGGGGAAAAACGAACUCAAGAAUGUGCCUGAUUUUUCAGCCUUCAAAUAUUCUGCUGAUAGCAGGAUGCAUUUUCUUUUCUUUGUUAUUUAACCUUCUGUGCUUUCAGCGUCAAAUACAUUCCGACCCUCUGUUGAAGUGCUAAAGUUCUUGGAGUGUGUCAGACUUGCCUUGAGCAAAAUGGCUGUUAACUUCAGCAAUUGAAUAUUGCCUUCUUGUUUUAACCCACGGAUGCAAUGGCCAAAUAAACUGAUGUUACUUUCACUGCUGACAAAAUAGUUGUGAGCGGUCACAAAAUGUUUCUACAAAUGGUACAGAUAUAGAAAUGUUAUAUAUUCUUAUGGACAUAAAGAUGUGCAAAUUAUUAAGAUGUGUCUUUUUCAAAGUACUGAAUACUAUAAAUCAUUCCCAUCCUAAAGAAGUAUGCAUAUUUAUAGUUAACCUGAUGGGAAUUAGUUUCCCAUUCUCAUUUAGUUUAAACAUUGGUCACCCAUUCCCUAAUGCAGGGAGGCAAAUGUAAUGCUUUUUAACAAAAGAGUAAUAUUUAGUUUGGCUGCCAUCAUCACAUCAUCUUACAAUAAUGCUGUAUCAUUUAUGUAUAACUGGAUUUUGUAAGCCUGUAAGAAUGUAAAUAUGCACGUCUCACGGCCAAAACACUGUAUAGCCACGUGCUUGGAUGUGAGAGUUAAAGGCCUUGUUAGCCUGGAUACUAUAUUAUGGGGUACUGUAUUGUCCCACUCUGCUUAACAUAAUUUUAUAAUGUUUAUAAACAGUGCCUGUAUAUUUACAACAUUAACCUCAAAUUAAAAGGGGACAGCAUGAGCACAA